AUGCAGAAACUUUUGAAAGUGUAUAAAUUAAAGAGACAACUCGAAAUUAAAGAUGUCAAUGAGGAGAUUAUGUUGUGGGUAUUAAUAUCUUCUACAGUUCCUAAUAUCGAAGAAAAAGGUGUACAUAUUUAUAAAGAUCCCAGACUUGUUGAACUUGGAUAUAGAAUAAUAUCACCAGUAUCUUUAAAUGAAUCUCAAUUGAUAGAUAUAUUUGGAAGUAAUUUAUCAAUAAGCAAUAGUGAAGAUGGUUAUAAAUAUUUAAGAUAUAAAUUGGGUGUCGGUGAAGGAGCUGAUGACCUUCCACCUGCUACAAGCUUUCCUUUAGAGGCUAACUGUGAUUACCUUCAUGGUGUUAGUUUCCAUAAAGGAUGCUAUAUUGGACAAGAAUUAACUGCUAGAGUUCAUCAUACUGGUGUAGUUCGAAAGAGAAUAAUGCCUUUAAAGUUUACCAAAGAAAUAAAGGAUUCAAUAGAGAAAGACACCAUUGUAAAUUCUUCUGACAACCCAAAAUUAAAUUUGGGAAAACUAAAGGGUACUGUGCACAAUUAUGGAUUAGGUUUAAUGAGAAUAAAAGAGGCCCUUGAUGCCAAAAUAUUGAAAGUUGGAGACUAUGAAGCUGAAGUUUUAAAACCUUCCUGGUGGCCUAUUGAAGCUCCAAGAGAGGUUACUGUGAAAAAAGAAAAAAACUAA
Messenger RNA from Parnassius apollo (apollo), 690 nucleotides. The record is from the annotation of a GenBank genome assembly. Lineage: Eukaryota; Metazoa; Arthropoda; Insecta; Lepidoptera; Papilionidae.